GGUUUUCAUUUUGUGUUCGGCACGCCUCAAAAUGGGAGCAUUUGAAGAGUUGCCGGAAGAGUGCUUCGUCGCCAUACUCUCUCGUAUGACUCCGGAUGACGUUGGCAGGCUCUCCGUCGUUUCCAAAGCUUUCCGUUCUGUUGCCGAUUCUGACACCGUCUGGAAUCACUUUCUCGAUCCCAAAUUCAUCGAUUUCAUCAUCCCACACUCUCAUCCUUCCAUUGCCAACGCUCCAACCAAAAAGGCUCUCUAUCUCGCCCUAUCUGAUCGCCCCAUCAUGAUCGACAAUAUUGAUACGAGGAUUCAAUUGCAUAGAAAGAGUGGAAAAAAGAGUUUUAUGUUUGCUAUUGCACUACCUAUUGCCUCUGAUUCCAGUAGGAUUGCAAGUCCUAGUGUGAGACGUGAUGGGUGGUUGGAGAUUGAGACAUGAGAGUUUAAUUUAUGCCUCGAAGAUGACGAAGUCCAAAUGAGUUUUAUUGAGGGAAAUUUCUUUCUUUUGAAGGAAUAGAAGUUAAAUCAAGCAACCUUGAUUGAACUAUUCAGGGGUCUUGCAUUUUGGAUGGCAGAAUACUACUUGGAAGUUUCAACUUUUCAACAUACCAUGUGGCAUAUAUUCAUGUUCUAAACGUUAAUAAAGGGAUUGUUAAAGUGAUAAAACCAUUAUCAUUGCUGGUAAAAAAAUGCCAUUAUCAUAUGGAUUAAAAAGUUUUCAUUAU
Molecule: messenger RNA, 716 nt
Organism: Medicago truncatula (barrel medic)
Lineage: Eukaryota; Viridiplantae; Streptophyta; Magnoliopsida; Fabales; Fabaceae
Product: F-box protein PP2-B11
Exons: 3
Coding region: 32-430 (132 amino acids)
Molecular function (GO): protein binding
Source: RefSeq, a predicted model, not a curated record